This is a messenger RNA of Bombyx mandarina (wild silkworm), 714 nucleotides long. RefSeq names its product protein obstructor-E. Gene Ontology annotation, cellular component: extracellular region. NCBI's taxonomy places the organism in Eukaryota, Metazoa, Arthropoda, Insecta, Lepidoptera, Bombycidae. Gene Ontology annotation, molecular function: chitin binding. The record is from RefSeq and is a predicted model, not a curated record.
AUGCUCUCCUACAUCUACCUCGCCUUGCUAGUGGCUGCAAGCCAUGUCCAAUCAACUCCCGCUGCUGCUACUGCCCAGAACGUAAUCUGCAAAGCCCGCAAUGGUUAUUACAAAACAGACGCGAAUUGUGAUACAUACAUUGAAUGCCGGGACUAUCAAGCUACUAACAUGAUAUGCCCGGAUGGUCUGCACUUUAAUCCUAGCGUGGAAUGGCCGGCAUAUCCUUGCGGUUAUCCAGUUGAAGUGACAUGUGUAGGAAGAGGGAGCAUCCAGCCUGCCCAAACAACACCGGAUUGCCCGCACCAAUAUGGCAUCUUCAAACAUCCUAACGCUUCGCCCACCAAUUGUGGCCAGUACCGAACAUGCGUAGGUGGUCGUGCUUUCGACAUGGUAUGCCCGCCGGGACUAGCAUUCAAUCCAGACUUCAGCCGCUGUGACUGGGCCGACCUUGUACCUUCCUGUGAUGCUGAAAAAUUCUUGGGUUUCACUUGCCCCCCUGCUCCUUUGGAUGCUAUCGGCAAUCCUCUGAAUAAUGUGAUAAACUACAAGUACGAAGGCAACUGCUACUACUUCUUCUCCUGUGAGCAAAAUCGGGCUAGAUUGCUGUCCUGCGACAUCGGUCUUGCAUUCGACCCCACGACUGGACGGUGCGUCGACGCAGACAGAGUCCAGUGCAAUGCAACGCAAAACACAAAUGACAAGAAUCAUAUAUGA